GGUUGAGCACAUUGUUCUUGCGCGGUACAGUUUGUUUCAGAUAGUAAUGAAUGAAUUCAUAAAACAAUAACAAAUCUAUAGCUUAUACUUAACGUUUAAUUGUGUCCGGAGAAAACUCUUUGAAUUUGACGGCUUUUGUAUAUAAUAUAAUAUUAAAAGAUAAUUGCAGUUCAUCCACUUGAGCAGAGAUGGCUGGAAUUCUGUUUGAAGAUAUCUUUGAUGUAAAAGACAUAGAUCCAGAUGGCAAGAAGUUUGACAGAGUGUCUCGUCUACAUUGUGAAAGUGAAUCCUUCAAGAUGGACCUCAUCUUGGAUGUGAACAUUCAGAUUUAUCCUGUUGAUCUUGGCGACAAGUUCAGACUGGUGAUUGCCAGCACUUUAUAUGAAGACGGAACACCAGAUGAUGGGGAGUAUAAUCCUCAAGAUGAUCGGCCAUCUAGAGCUGACCAGUUUGACUAUGUGAUGUACGGAAAGGUCUACAAGAUUGAAGGUGAUGAGACUUCAACAGAAGCUGCCACACGUCUCUCUGCCUAUGUGUCUUAUGGAGGCCUUCUCAUGAGGCUGCAGGGAGAUGCCAACAACCUUCACGGUUUUGAAGUGGACUCCAGGGUCUACCUGCUCAUGAAGAAGCUGGCUUUCUAAACCUCAGUGUCCUCACCCACUCACCUGGUUUCUACCACUGUCACAGUUGACAUCAAAGUCAUAGUAAACUGGAUACCAAAAAACUUCAUGUUACUAAGUCUGGAGCGUAUGAGCAGCUUAAAGACGGAAUACACAGACUCUUAAGAGUAUGUCUGUAUUUUUCCUGUUGGUUGAUUGACAGUGGUUCCACCAAGGAGACAGAUAAGAGACUAAAGACCUUGAUGCAUAAAAAUUGCUGCAACCUUGCAAACUGUAAAUAAAGAUGUCUUUUUAUACAAAA
Messenger RNA from Melanotaenia boesemani (Boeseman's rainbowfish), 921 nucleotides. RefSeq names its product RNA polymerase II, I and III subunit H (gene polr2h). The record is from RefSeq and is a predicted model, not a curated record. Gene Ontology annotation, biological process: DNA-templated transcription. The transcript has 6 exons. Gene Ontology annotation, molecular function: DNA-directed RNA polymerase activity. Gene Ontology annotation, cellular component: RNA polymerase I complex; RNA polymerase II, core complex; RNA polymerase III complex. Lineage: Eukaryota; Metazoa; Chordata; Actinopteri; Atheriniformes; Melanotaeniidae. Bases 189 to 641 code for a protein of 150 amino acids.